AAAAAAUACCAGGAAGCCUUUCCUGAUCAAAAAUUGUUGCCAAAACAUCAUUUUCUAGAACAUUAUCCAGAGAUGAUUAAAUGUUUUGGUCCUCUUGUAGCAUUAUGGACGAUGCGAUUUGAAGCCAAACAUAGCUUUUUUAAGCAGAUUGUUAGGCACACGAAGAACUUCAGAAACAUUACAUUGUCCUUGGCAAAAAAACACCAACUGAUGGUGGGCUAUCAUAUGGCCAGACCUGAAAUUGAACAAUAUUCCCCAGAAGUAACACAAGUCUCAAAGGUCCCAAUUGAAGUUCUCAAUGAAGACAUUGCAAACGUUCUCACCCAGAAAUACCCUGGGAUCACAGUUGUAAACUUAGUCCAUAGUGCAACCUUCAUUGGCUUUAACUACAAAAAGGGCAUGAUAGUUGUGCAUGGGUCUUGUGGUGGUUUGCCAGAAUUUGCAGAAAUAAUUCAGCCAUGUAUUUUACAAGAUGGUGUCAGUUUCAUCAUCAGGAAAUUGUGCUCAUGGUAUAGGGAGCACUAUAGAGCCUAUGAGUUGCAUCCAACAAGAGAGCUGGUGAUUCUGGAUGUGAAGGAGCUUGCUGACCCAUACCCUUUGGCUGACUAUAAUGUUGGAUCCAUACGAAUGGUGACAUUAAAGAGAUUUGUACAUGUGACGGAUUAAAUACAAGAUGGCUGCAACUAUAAGAGUUGUACUUGGAGUAAAUGAUGCAUCCAAACUGGCUCUUCCAACUGGAAUACCAGGUUCAGUGGCAGACCUUAAAGAAGAGAUUAAAAGACAUUUUGGCUUGUCAGGAAACUUUAGACUUCAGUACAGAGACACUGAAUUUGACAAUGAGUUUGUGAACUUGUCAUGUACUUCAGACAUCAAAGACAAGAGCACAGUGAAGAUAAUUUACUUAACAAAUGAUACAAAUGCGUCUCUACCUCACCAUGAGCCCACUGCUUCACCUCAAGGAGUUGAUAAUACGUCUUUAUCAUCUUUUUCAUCAACAUCAGACACUGACAUACUAUCCUCCCCUGGAUCUUCUGCAUCUGCAUCUUCGGGGUCCUCCCUCAGAUCACAGCCAUGGCCUCAUACCUUCCCACUACCUCAGUUCAAUUAUGAGGUUGACGUUCAGCUGGAGCAGGCCAACCUGGCCUUUCACAACAGUGGAACACUGCUGUGUCCAAGUACCAAACUUAAGUCUGCUAUCCUUGAAAGUUUGGCAUCAGAAAUUAUCAAAUACAAAAUGUAUCCUUCAAGUGCAGACCUUGAUGAUGUGAGUCAAGCUUUGAUAACAAAACAUCCUUGUUUAAAGGAGCAAGGAUCCGUUUCUGGGUACUAUGGUUGGAAAAUCAGUUUAAAAUACAAAAUGGCCAACUACCGCACCAGACUGAGGGGCAUUGGCUGCCCGGAGUUGAGCAUAAAUGCUAUGAAAGAAAAGGAUGGUUCCCUGAACCACAGCCCAAACCAGGUGAAAAAGCCUCGGAAAGCCGAAGUCAACUACUGUCCUGGUUAUCCUGCAGGCGAAUCUAAAGAGAGUCUUGAGGCUGAAAGACAAGCACUUCUAGUGGAGGUGAAAAAGAAGAACCAAGAGCAGAUUAAAAACAAAAUGGAAAGAACAUUUGCCUAUAGAAGGCAGGAAAUUAUCCAGGAUAUGCCCUUCAUCACAGAGUUACGGAGCAGAUGGCCUGCUCUGUUUUCAGAAAGAGAGGUUGAUGCAGAAUUUGCCAGAAUCACCACUGUCCCACUACGGUCAACUUUCAUGUUUCAACUCGAUCGGCAUACUGACAACUUACUGAAGGUCUUCCGUAAGAAGGGAGGGGCAGCAGGACAGAAAAUUAAGGUCAUUUUGGCAGCAAUGGACAAGGAUCCAAGUAUUGAGAAACGGAGAGAUUGUGUGCUCAAAGCAGUGUCUGUGUACCUAAAUGAAGAUCCACAACAUCUCAUUAAGGAAUACAUGGAUCUUGAUCCUGGUGCAAAGAAAGAUAUGGAGGAAACGAUGAUGGGAGUCUACGUCAUUUGGCAUGAGGGAGCAGAGGACACUGAUCAAGCUGAGGAUGUCGGUAUCAUUAUAGAGGGAGUUGAAGUGCUUCAGGGUCUCAGGUAUUUUGCGAAUGGGUGUGCACUACUGCUUGGCCUGAUCUACAGCUUAAAUCUAAGCUAUCCAAAAGACUUAAGAUACACUUUUGAGUUUGUCCAAAAAGUAUUGCUGGAUUUGGAUGGAAACAGAAUGUCUGCAAAGGUGCAGGUCUUGAAAAACCGACUGCACGAGUAGCUUCACUGCACAAGGCAAUAUCUGUGAUGUUCACUGCUUUUUGUUUUACAUGGUGUUAUUACAGCAGAUAAUAUUGUACUGUAUCAGCAAUGUUAAAUGUCAGCUGUUAAAGCCUGUUCAGGCCUGCCUUGUUUUUUGCCAUAUGGUGUGCUAAAGUUCUGUCCUUGGAGGUAUCUGCUUGCUUGGUAUUUAUUUUUUUACAAAACCAAAAGGCGUUGAAUUUAAUGUCAUAAUGACCAAGCACCAAGUUUCAAUUUUUACUUGAAGACACUAUGAUUAUUAUUGUUGGUUUUGCUUUGUAUUGAAUAGUGUAUCUUUUAAAGGGCCACUGAUGUUUACUGUUUUAUUACAGUUAGAAAAACAUUUGUUGUGAUUCACUUUAAAUUCAAUACCUGGAUGGAUAUUUUUGGUUUCACACUGUUUACAUGUGCAGCUUAAUUGAGCCAAAGGCAUAGCUUGACUAAGACAGAUAACUGGACAUAUUGCAGAGUCCAAGUCUACAUGCAGAGGAGAACAUGUUAUUAUUGGCUGUGUUUAUCUUAUCGUUCAAAGUGUUUCUUUACUGUAGCUUUCAC
Messenger RNA from Solea senegalensis (Senegalese sole), 2838 nucleotides. Its product is annotated as sterile alpha motif domain-containing protein 3-like. The coding region runs from base 674 to 2263 and encodes 529 amino acids. The transcript has 5 exons. NCBI's taxonomy places the organism in Eukaryota, Metazoa, Chordata, Actinopteri, Pleuronectiformes, Soleidae. The record is from RefSeq and is a predicted model, not a curated record.